Messenger RNA from Sycon ciliatum, 735 nucleotides. RefSeq lists its product as uncharacterized. Lineage: Eukaryota; Metazoa; Porifera; Calcarea; Leucosolenida; Sycettidae. The record is from RefSeq and is a predicted model, not a curated record. The transcript has a single exon. Bases 1 to 735 code for a protein of 244 amino acids.
AUGGAAGAAGCGGCACCUCAACUCCUCAAUGUGGCAGAAGCAAGCGCAAGACUCACGGCAACAUGCUCAUCCAUUCGCAAGUUGGCAACUGGAGUAGUCGGAUACACACCGAGCAGAAGCAAGCUACCCUACGCUACGGAUGAGGUAGACAAACUCUCAGAAUUGCAGGGGAAGCUGCGUAUGGAUCUUAAUAGCACACCAAACAUGAAUAGAAGAAAUGAGCUGCGAGUGCAGCGUAACAGAGUGCAGAAGGAAAUCCGAAUCCUGUCUCGACAGCUGGCGUUACAGCAUCUUGAGAGCCGCAUCAGAGAAGUGGAGUUUCUCAAGAACGGGCCAAUGAUGUUUGCAGCGAUAAAACUGCUGAAACCAAAGUGCCCACGAGAUUUAACCAUUGUAGACAGCAACGGCAAGGCUGUCCUUGGGCCAGGAGAGCAAGCGGAUAGAAUAGCUGAACAUUACACUGGGAAAUUCUCUCCUACUGCUGCAGAGCCAGCGGUUACGCCAUUUACAGGAACACCGAAACCCCUCGAUAAACCGAUUUCCACAGCAGAGGUAGCGAGCGCAAUGAGUCGUCUAAAGAACCAACGCUCCUGCGGGCCUGAUGACAUACCGGCCGAGCUGGUCAAGUACGGAGGCCCUGCACUUGCAGAAUGCCUUAAGCAGCAUUUUCAACGAUGUAUUCACUCAGCACAGCCAAGCGUCCCUUUGAGAUGGUGUACUAAUCGCUCUGCAUAA